Venturia canescens is the source of this 5774-nucleotide messenger RNA. Its product is annotated as octopamine receptor beta-3R-like. Gene Ontology annotation, cellular component: plasma membrane. Gene Ontology annotation, biological process: adenylate cyclase-activating adrenergic receptor signaling pathway. NCBI's taxonomy places the organism in Eukaryota, Metazoa, Arthropoda, Insecta, Hymenoptera, Ichneumonidae. Gene Ontology annotation, molecular function: octopamine receptor activity. The record is from RefSeq and is a predicted model, not a curated record. The transcript has 4 exons. Bases 2637 to 3980 code for a protein of 447 amino acids.
UCACCCCGGCCCCUCCCCUUCGCCGACAAUCCGGAGCACGUUUUUCGUCUCCGGUGCAUAAAAAUGCAAUUCUCUUCGCAAGAGAAUGUCGGAGCCUCUUUCAACGUGACACUUUUUCCUCUCCUGUCUCCCCAAUCAAAAUGUUAAACGUCAUGAAAAAUAUUCAUUCGUUUCGUUACACACGAUUUUCAACCUCACAGCCAACUUCCUCGUUUGCAACACAUCCAAUGAAAUUAUAUAUCGUGACAAGAACGUGGAGGUACCCGAAUCAAAUUUUACUCGUGUUUCACUUACGUGCUUCGCGUACGGUUAAUGCCAAGCCGCUUUUUCAUUUCACUGCCUUAUUACAGUUUUAAAAACAAAAUGCAUUAACAGCAUUUACUCAUUAUACGAUCAACUCAUUUUUCCAUAACAAAACCAUCAAAGUACGAUCGUUUCUACUGAAAUCUCGUUUUCUGAUAGCUUUUUGACGUUUUCACUGCAAUUUCAAUGUAUUUCACUGAAAUGAGGAUUUACAUUAUCGUAUGUAGUAAUAAAAUUCAUAACGUCGAUGCUGUCAAUUAGGAAAUAACGAAGUUCAACUCUAUGAAAAGAGUUUUAUUGUUAGAGAACUUGAGAAUGAUUUACGUGCUUCCCCAUGGCAUAACCUGCUUUUCAAUAUUUCCUUCAGUUUCCAUAUAAAGAGUCAUUUUGUUCGAUUGAGGUAAACGUGGGGUAGUAAAAUGAGCCUUUUUUCCAAUUACACGAGGCCAGUUCGUGCGAACAUUUUUCGGUAUGUUUUUCUUCUUUUUCAUGUUUUUUUCUCUUUUUCGUUUUUUUUUGCAACGUUGAUUCCACCGCAAUCGACGAACUCCUCUUAUUCGCCACUUACCCGCUCGAUACAACCGAGGACGCGAGAAUGUGGCGUGUAGUAUCCACGGGAACUCGCAACUAUUCGCAUUUUUCGCUUCGUCAGCGUGAAACUAUGAACGAAAAAGCUCAUCAUUGCUAAUCCACUGUUGCUCACAGCACGAUUCCACCGCUAUUUAAUCGUUGGGCUUUAAUCGCAGUUUUUGCAAAUGUCUCAUUAUAUUCAUGGAUGAAAGUUUCCUCAUCGAACUUUGCAAACGAGCUCAACGUUAUGUCGUAACAUUACUCUCUAGUUACAACACAAUUUGUUUGACUUUUAAAAAUGUUCAAUCAUCUUCACAUUUCUCUCUAUUUUACCCUCACGUUCGUACUCCACGUGCCCUUUGCACAUUAAUUUCCAGCGCUUAUGAUCAUUAAUUCGUAAUCCGUCGUCGUUUUCCAUUUUCCUCCCACGCUCAGUUUUUACGAGAGCUUUUGUUAAACUUCUAAUCGAUUUGUAACAUUUUUUUUUAAACAUUGAACGCGCGAGUCCAGCUCAACGCUGGUGCGUUUUCUUUCGUCGCAAUUAUAAACUAAACUACUGACAAAAAAAAUGUUUUUCUCUUCCCCAGGAAACGUCAGUUUCCGGUUUGAAAAAGUUUUGAUGUCGAAAUGAACGACUUGUAGGAGCUCGCACGUUUGACAAAACGCAGAGUGACAUUGAAAGGUUGACGAGUGUUGGCAAGCUCGCUCGAAAGACAGUUUAGCAAAUGUUCUUGGAUUCGUCAAGCAGCAUUGCGAGUGAUGAAACCGAGCAGACUUCGACACAGCUUCGAGAAAAGUUCGUAGAGGAACUAAGCGAUCUUACUGCUCGCCUCGAACUCGAUGGCCCUCCUAACUGCCCAGUUCGAACAGGCCCAGUGUCCAGUGCACACGAGUACAAAUCGAGCUCGCUCAAACCCUGCCAUUAGUUCGUGCGGUGGACGUGAAAUUGUCGUAGUGCAGUGCGUACAGUGGCCAAUUUCCUUCGAUUUUCGAUAUUCGCUUCACCAACGUAAUUCGAUUAUUCCACGUAUACGGAAGUCUCUGCCAAACCCUGUGGAACGAGUCGAAAAAAAAUCUCCCUUCGUGGAUUUCCCUUUCGAAAAAAUUGACUUUUCUUUCACUGACGUUGCCAAAUGGUCUAAUCGUAAUCGUUGGUUUGAUGGAUCGAACGGAUUUCGUACGGUUUUAUUUUUCUAAAACUUAUUCAUGCGUCUACGAAAGCGUUCUACCGAUUGAAAUAAAUACUGAAAACAAUUGAAAUCAACGGUGCGGACAUUUUGAGAAAUUUCCUCGAAUUUCGCCGCACAAAAGUCCGUGAAGUUCAUUCGAGCAUUUCCCCUUUAUUUAGAGCGAAGCAGCGAGUGCCUUUUCAAUAUAAAAUCCACGUGUAUCACUGGGUAAAAAGAUUCACAUGAGUUUCUAUUGAAAAGAGAACUGUUUCACUUUGGAGGAAUAAAAAAAAAAAAAAAGAGAGAGAGAGAAAACCAGAAGGUGGAGAAAUGAAGAAAAUUUCCAUGCGAAACACAGUGGGCCGUUGGGAAAAUUCGCACAAUGGGAUUACGGUACCGGAAUGAGUGGACAUUAUAUGCGAGUAGGAAGAGAAGUAACGUCAGCAGCGAUGCCGAAGAAGGAGGAAGAAGAAGAGGACAGUGAAAUGAGUGAGAGGAGGAGCGAUUGGAGCAGGCUGUAUCCCGAGUCAAAGGAUCCACGAGGAUGUGCAAGUUGGAAGAUUCCGAAAAUAAGAGUAACAAGGAGUCACGAGGAUGGAGAUUUGCAGUGAGGCAUCGGAAGAGAGUGAGCCGAGUUUAGGAUUGGAUAAGGCUGAAACGAGUUUCCUCGUCAAUGAGUCGUCGAGGGUAGGAUUGUUGGAGGAUUCGUUGGUGACAUUGUCAAAUGUUUUGGGAGUUGAAAAGUUGCGUGGGAUUGAGACGGUUUCGGUGUUGAAUGGAGAGGACUUUCCGAGGCCGCAAUUCGUCGAGGAUUAUAUGAAUGACUUUGACAGCAACGUCACGUGGUUGCUCGUAAAGGCGGUGCUAAUGGUAGGAAUAAUAAUUAGUGCAUUGUUAGGCAACGCACUGGUGAUAGCGAGUGUUCGACGACACCGUAAGCUUCGUGUACCGACGAACCGUUACGUGGUUAGUUUAGCAGCGGCUGAUCUCUUGGUGGCAAUGUGCGCGAUGACUUUCAACGCCUCGGUCGAGCUUUCAGGACGUUGGGUUUUCGGUAGAUUCAUGUGUGACGUUUGGUCCUCCCUCGACGUUUACUUUUCCACAGCAUCCAUAUUGCAUCUGUGUUGCAUAAGCGUCGACCGAUACUACGCGAUAGUGAGGCCGCUCGAGUAUCCGGCAAUAAUGAGACGCGUCGUUGUCACUGGUAUGCUCAGCUGCGCUUGGUUGUUGCCGGCUCUCAUAAGCUUCAUACCGAUCUUUAUGGGAUGGUAUACGACGAGCGCUCAGCUCGAGUAUCUUCGAGACAAUCCUCAGGUAUGCGCCUUCGUGGUAAAUCGUGCUUACGCGAUCGUAAGCUCGUCAGUGUCGUUCUGGAUUCCCGGGAUAGUGAUGAUCGUCAUGUACUAUAAAAUAUACAAGGAAGCUGUUCGACAGAGGGAGGCACUUAGCCGUGCGUCAAGCAGUACGGUACUUAACAACGUUCAUCUCCACAGAGUGUCAUCGAGACAUCAUUCAAGAGCUUCUCACCAGUUACUCUUGCAUCCGAAUGAUGCGAACGACUCUAGAAGACCGUCGUGUCAGACUGCCGUUGAAUUGAAUAUGGAAAAUGGUACAACGAUACGACAGCAGACGAAGAGCUGGAGGGCUGAACACAAGGCUGCAAGGACACUGGGUAUCAUAAUGGGAGCAUUCCUACUUUGCUGGCUGCCAUUUUUCAUCUGGUACCUAACAACCUCCCUGUGCGGUGACACCUGCCAAUGUCCAAACGUGGUCGUGACGAUUGUAUUUUGGAUAGGAUACUUCAACAGUGCCCUUAAUCCCUUGAUCUACGCUUACUUCAACCGAGACUUUCGUGACGCAUUCAAGGACACCUUGAAGAGUGCUCUUCCCUGCUGCUCCUCGUGUUGGAAAACAACGGAAACGUCGCAAUUCGUGUAGCCAAUAGGUCACGAGAGGUCGAGGAGGAGGGCAGCUCUCGUGGCUGUUCCAGAAUCACUGUUCAACAAAUCGCCGGUGAACGAAGCCUCAUCGCCGGUUCCGAUGACGGGCGAGUCUUCGACACUUGUGACCUUCAAAAUGGGUGAUCAGAUUGAAAACACUUGACACACGGAUGAGCUCCAGUUGAGUUUGCGAAAAAAUGAUAACGAUCCUGCUCUUUCAAUUAUUUCGGAAGAUAUUUUGGAAACGAGCUUUUAAAGAAACAACGAGUUUCUUCGGUCUCCGAGGACUUUUGGUGAGCUCACCGAAUAAAUACGAUUCUAACGACCGAGUGGCCAUUUAUGGGCUUCAACGAGAAACGUUCGAUCCUCUGGAAGCUCUCUGACCUCGGGUUGACCAAAAUCGAUAACUUCCAAAAAUAAAUCAACAGCCCCCAAAUUGCUUAUCAGUAAAUAACAGUUUUCACGAUAUCACAUUUCCAGAUCAAUUUCAUUGAUGCGGGGAUGAAUAAACGUGAAUAAAACCGAUCGGGGUGCCUGACAAUGACCACGAUAAUGAUGUCCACGUGACAAUAGAACCGAGAGACGAUAAUUGCAUUAAUGAUGUCCCAGGGAGAUGGGCGAAAUUGAAUUCUUUUUAAUUGCGUUUAAAGACUGACGUUUUCAUUUCUAUCAUAUGUAUUAAAUAUACAGGUAGUUGGUAAUUUUUUAUUGAGAUUAAUCCGAUUGUUGGUAUAUCGAUGAAUUGAGGUCGACGCAGGAAACAAAUUAAAUGAGAUUCAUAGUUUUCGUUGAAUUUUCAUUUUCAGUGUAAUUCAAAGUUUUUCAUUUUUCAUAUCUUUAAAUACUUUUAUUCAAUUAUCAUUUUUUUCGAGAUUCGAGAAUAACCAGCCGGCGACUGUUCAUCAAUAAACUUCGCGUACCUAAUAUCGCAGAGACAAAGUCAGAAGACAACGGAAUGCGGAGAAGAGAAUAAAUUAGUACCUCACUUUGUCGAAAAAUAAUUUUACAAUGCUGUAAAUAAAAUAUUGCCACUGAUGUGUAGAUGAAAAUAAUAUAAAAAAGCAAACAAAUGCAAUUGACGUGCGUUCGAGUAGCCGUGAGUUCUUGUAAAUAUUAGAGUGAUGCGUCUAAGAUUUUCAACGAAAGUGAAAUAACUGAGCCUACGUUUAGAUUACAAAAGUCAAAUAAAAUAAUGAUAACAAACUGGAUUAAAGAGAUUCGAAAAUGAGGACACAACUGGAAUUAAAGUGGCACUGUUGAUAAAGCACUAAACUCAUAAAGCAGAAUAAGUGUUGAAUUCGCCUAACGUGCAUAAUACUCAUGUCACUUUUUUUCUUAUGAAACAUGAAAAUACAAAAAAAAGUCAACGCUAUCGAGCAAAAAAACGGUUCGACAAAUGAGGGGGUGAUUCCAGAUGUACCGCAUAACAAUGCCUUCUUGAAUCUUGUGUGCAAAAUAUAUAUAUAUAUAUAAAAAAAAAAAAAACAAAAAACAAAACGUUAAAGAAUUUAAAUGUAAUUUUUUUUACUUACUUUUGGCAGCUGAUUUUGGCAAUUUUUUUGCGAUUACUGAGAUCGUGUGGUCGUUAGACGAAAUAGAAAGAGAGAAAGGAAUACGAAAAAGUAUAUUGGGAGCGAAGAAGUCGUUGAAGGUCAAUGAAUUGUAUAAAAAUGUAUCAUAGCAAUAAUAAUCCAGAGGGUUGUAAAUAAUAGCUGUUAACGAUGACGAUGAAAAUGGAGAGACAAUGGACGGAACAAUGUUGGAGAAUAAAUAAAAUAAUGUAACACCCACA